CACGUAUAACGCAAAAGAAAAGCAUCACGACGUGGUUCCGUAUAGGCGUUUCCCGUUCCGUUCUGACGUCAACAAAUCGGUUCUUCCGCUGCCGGUUGGGUGAACGUUAGCUGCCAAGAAGAAGAGAGGAAAAAGGAGAAGUGUCUAUACCGUCGAAACAAUUACAGAUAGCGUUUUUUAUGACACCGACUUGCACCCAAGAAAAAUAAUUAAAGCAUCGUGUCCAAGAUCUGAGGAAGCCAAUCCACUCCAGCAGGUGACCGACGAUGGCUGUAAACGUGUACUCGACUUCAGUGACCAGUGACAACUUAAGUCGUCAUGACAUGUUGGUCUGGAUCAAUGACUCUCUACAGAUGAACCUCACCAAAAUAGAAAUGCUGUGUACAGGUGCUGCCUACUGCCAGUUCAUGGACAUGCUCUUUCCCAACUCUGUGCCUCUGAAGAAAGUUAAAUUUGGUGCCAAGCUGGAGCAUGAAUACAUCCAUAACUUCAAGCUUCUGCAGGUUUCCUUCAAAAAGAUGGGAGUCGACAAAAUCAUUCCAGUAGACAAACUGGUGAAGGGGAAGUUCCAGGACAACUUUGAGUAUGUCCAGUGGUUUAAGAAGUUCUUUGAUGCCAACUAUGAUGGGAAGGAGUACGACCCAGUGGAGGCUAGACAGGGGCAGGAUGCCAUGCCCAUACCCAACACUGCCACGUCAGCUCUCACCAAAACCCCGAAGAAGGCCCUCAGUCAAGCUCCUCAAAGGCCACCUGUUGCCAAGGUAGCGCCCAAGUUGGCUAAUGUCAGUGCGAGGAAGCCGGGGAUGGGAGGAGGCGACGAGGAAAGGGUGGAGCUAAUCAAUGAGGUGGAGACCCUGAAAUCCACCAUUCAGGACAUGGAGAAGGAGAGAGACUUUUAUUUUGGUAAGCUGCGGAACAUUGAGCUGAUUUGCCAGGAGAAGGAAGGAGAGGGCGACCCCACACUGCAGAGGAUCAUCGACAUCCUUUACGCCACAGACGAGGGUUUCGUGAUCCCAGAUGCUGAGGAGCAGGAGGAGUUUUAAUAUUCAGACUGCAGGCACCUUUUCUCUUCGCUGCCCUGGUCUACACACCCACCUCGAGAUCCUUUCUCAAGCCAAGACAGCCAGUUUGGUUUGAUAUCAUCACCAAACCUGAUCUCGACUUGUGCCCCCGCCAGCCCUGAUCCCAAAUCUCAACCUGCCGGACCUCUUCCUCUACCUAUCCUUCAGCUGCCGACAGCUUUGUCUUUUAACAAUAAUCAAGAAAGCCUUGGUCAAAGGCUCUUCUUCUUCCACACCUGUCAGCCUGCGAGAGUCCCAGGCCCCCCCACCCCCACCCUCACCUGUAAUCCCAACCUUCCCAAAACCAGAUUGUAUGGUACAUAUCUGGUUUUUGUAAUGGACUUGAGUGUGAAAAACACGGUGAUGUUCUCUAUUUGUGUGUGUGUGUGCGUGUGUAAGUGUGUGUGGUUGUAAGUGUUUAAAAAUCAAUUUGAAACCAAGCGAACAUGAAGACCCUCCUCUGAAGACCCGGCUGCCCGUUCAUCAAUCCUUUUGUCCCAAACUAACCCAGAUGGUUUGUUGCAACCAUUUUGUGCCUCUCCUGUUGAUACUGAAUUUGAUUCGUUUGUAGGACGAUGCGUGCACAGAGAAAUACACACACAUUCCCAACUAGAACACUUGUAGGUAGUGUUUUUUUGCUAGCUGGUCCCACAUGUAGUCAUGCUGAAGAUGAGUUGUGUUUGAGAUGCUAAAAGAUUUGACUUCAUCCAGUCAGCAGGCUCCCAGAACCAUUUGGCAGUUUGAUGUAGCCGAAAUGUUUCUAUGGACAGUGAAGGGCUCAGGGUUUAGUCUGGGACAAGGACACAGUCGGCUUUUCUCUCCAAGGAGACUAUCCUGAUGUGGAUGCUACUGCUUUAUCACAUGUCCCCCUCACUCCAUUUCAUUUGAUUCAUUUUGUUUGUGUUUUCUCUGUUGCAAGUUGUUUGGGCACCUGUCAGCAAUGCUCUCGACUUCAUACACCAGGGAAUCUUUUGGUUUCUUCUUUUUCUCACGCUCACUAAAACCAUCACUGUGGAAAGCUUUGACUUGAGAAAUGGGGGUUACUGAUGUAGAAAGGGUUGCUGUUCUUGUAGCAGAUAAGUCUUUUCUGCUUCCACCCCCCCCACAUGAUCCCUCUCGUCCUCGGUCUUCACUCUUCAGGCUUCUUAAAUGAAGGGAAGUGGCUUUUUUUCUGAGUUGAUGUGAGUCGGCAGCCUUUUGAUCAACAUGCCGAUGUUUAGUAAAAAGAAACGGCUCACCUAUGGUUUGUCUUUUUGGAGUCUCUUAUAAGGCGCACACACGCAGUUUUAUACCAGUCACCCUUACUUAGGCUUCAGCCAAUAGAAAAAUGGGUUAUAUAGAGUGACAUGACACUGUCAUAAACGCAUUAUAAACAAGUCUUCAACGUUUAUGACAUAAUGUUUCUUUAAGUGUCAUUCGGUUUUGUUAUGACAAGUUAUGGUUAUGGUUCAUGUGUUUAUGACAGUUUCAUGACACUCUUAUGUGGAUACCUUCAAGUAAAGUGAUACUGUAAACAAAUCCGGGGGGGGGGGGUCCAGAGCAGAUCUGACGUUGGCUGAUCAGCGAGUUUGCUACAUGAUUGUCUGAUCUUUGUGAAAGUGGCUAAUUUGAGAGACCCCCACUGUCCUUUUGUAAAAUGUCAUUUUGACAUGUUUUACCUGACACAUUUUUGAUUCCACACAAUCUGUUUUUUUUUUGUUAGCAGCGACUUGUUUGAAGUAAUUAACUUUAUCGACGGCCUUAUUCAUAACAAAUUCCUUUUCAUUAGAAAACAUUUUUCAUCAUUUUUUUUAAUUUCACUUCAAUGAUAGUCUUAUUGGCCAAGUGUUUGUACUGUUAGUCCUAUUUUUAAUGUGUUCUGAAAAUAAACAAGAUUGGAGGUAUUUUGGACAGAAGGUAUGUCGUGUUGCAGCGGACCACCGGUCUUCAUCUAAUGUUCAUACAGCUACUAAAUAUACACUUCUCAUUAUUUCUCUCCAAUUUUUUCACCAGUUAGCUUCACGGUGAUAUACUGUACUGUGCAAAACUUUUAGGAAGGUAUAAAAAAAUGCUGUAAACUAAAAAUGCGCUCAAAAAUGGAAGUGUUUAUUUCCAUCAAUUAACAAAAUGCAGUGAAGGAAAAGAAGGGGAAUCUAAAUCAAAUCAAUAUCUGGUGUGACCUGCCUAAAUCAAAUCAAUAUCUGGUGUAACCCCCCCCUCCCCCCCCUUUCCAUCUUGGAGAACUAACCCGAGACCUUCUGUGUGUAGGCUUCCUCAAAUCCUUCUGUCUCUUCAUGUAAUCCCAGACCACUCGAUGUUGAGAUCAGGGCUCUGUGGGGGGUGCUCUGCCAUCCCCUCCAGGACUUUGUGUUCUUCUUUACACAAAAGAUAGUUCUCAAUGGCCUUGGCUGUAUGUUCUGAGCUGAUGUCAGCCAGACUUCUCCAGACAGUAGAUGGUGUACUUGGUCCCACUGGCUUCCACCAGUUCUGAGCUGAUGUCCCUGCUGGACAUCUUCCCAUGUCGAAGGGAAUCGGCUUGAUGUGUUUUUCAUCUGCUGGACUAGGUCUCCUUGGCUGACCACUGCGUCUACGAUCCUCAACGCUGCCCCACUUUUUGCAAGUGUACUUAUAAGAAUUGAUGAUGGUUUGAAGUCAAAGGGCAGUAAUCUUUUUUUUGCUCAGUUCACAUUUUGUAAGUUGAUAAAAAACAAUCCUAUUUUUGAAAGCACUUUUAGUUUACAGCAUUUUCUCACAUAUGCGUGAGAUUUUUGUACAGUACUGUAUAUGUAUCUCAGCUGCAGACUUGGGUAGAAUUUAAACCCCCAUCAGUUGGCUUUGGGGUGCUGGGUUGGUCCUUCUCCUCAGCUGAUAGAGCAUCUCUCCCUCAGAGACUCAGACGCGUUUUAACUUCACUAUUUAACAAGCACUGCCAUAUGGGUUGAAUGUUGAAUGCACAUACGGUAAUCAAAGAGUGCCCGGGUAUAAUUUCUGGUAGUUGCCUUUAGUAAAACCGCACUUACAUAAAAACAUGUACUUUGUCUUUUAGAAAUAAUUUCCAGAUCGUUGUUCUUUCAGAAUGUAAGUUUUAAUUUUUUUUUUUUUGGCUCCAAAGAGUGACUUAAACUAAGGGGAUUCUCGAUCUAAGCGCAGUGGUGACUCUGUGCCCUGCAGCAUGCUGGGUUUCAAAUCCAACUAUGAAUGAGGUGAAAGUUCUUGUCUUGUGAAAGUUGGUGUCUGAGGGACUUAUCAAGGUCCAGGGCUCAAAGGAUUUGACCAAAUAUGAAAUAUAAUUUAGUUGGGACACCUUUUGGUCACCUGAAACUGGGGCACUGAGUAGAAACCUCCCUUUCCUUUGCUGUUCACCUGCCACAGAUUUAAGGACACAUCAAAUGAAAGUGCAAGUCAGGACUUUUCUGCAAGUAAUUUUUUUAUUUUCUGUUCUAAUGUGCAUAAGCACAGUGUCAGGUUUCUCUUUGGUCCCAUGACAUUUUGUGCAAAGAGAAUUUACUGUAACUUAAAACCUGCUAUUGGGAAGACUUGGUGUUAAAAAACAACCCAGACUAAGGGCUUUUAAUAAGUAGGGCUUCCUCUAACUAAUGCACAUUUUCUUUAUUGAUAAAUCUGCUUACUUGUCUACAAUUUUCAAAACAGUUCAAACAUAAUUUCUCAGAUCAGAAAGGUGUGUUCUGAAAUAUCUUGUUUUAUUUCACCAACAGUCCAAAACUAAAAGCUAUUUGGGUUUCUAAACUUAGCUCUUAAAGUAAGGACAUUUGUGUUUGGUGGAUUAUUUCUCCGAGGGAACUACUUUUUGAUAAUAGAUCAAUCUUAUACCCCUGGAAAGCCUGUUUUAGUUCUCUUUCUAAUGGUGCUAAUGGUUCUAAUUUGUGAGGAACAUGUAUUUGUGGGAUGAGCAGCAGCGCCCGUGAAGGAUUUGCCAAAUCUUCUCUGCCGAUGCCAAACAGCCAUUGACCCGUUUGGUGGAUUGGAUGAUUGAAGUCUGAAGUAAGACAUUUUGGCAAUUUAACAAUUUAUUGUACCUUACCCAUGUGGCACCAUUUGAAAGGGAAAUAAUCCGGCUUUCCACUGGUGGAAGGUUUAUUGCCAAGAAGCAUUGUUACCACAGAGAAGUAAUCUACCAAACUCAAAUCUUAGUUGUCAGUUAAUGAUUUAAAACAUAGGGGAAAAAAACACAUUCUUACUUUUUUUUAUGCUGAAAUCAAGAUUUUAAUUUUUGACAUUUUUGCUUGGACGACUCAAGUAGGCAAGUAAGAAUGUUCUUUUGAUGAUUCUUUUUCUUAUUCUUAAUUGUUUUCUCUCCGGUUUAUGACUUGAGCACAGGUUUUACCAGGUAAAUUAUUUAAUAUUUGUCAGGAUGAAGUGAUUAACACUUAUUCCACAUAUGCAGUCCUUCCUUUUAAAAUGAGAGAUUUCCUUCCUGGGGGGCGGGGUACAUCUGUACUGCCACACUCUCACCCCAGGACCUCGUAACACCCCAGGAGGAAUGGUGGGACAUUGCAGGGAUACUCCGCCUCGCCUCGUACCCCCAUGUCUGGCAUUGCCAUGGCAGUUGUGAAAAGGCAGAAGGCAUAAAUGUUAAAAAUGUAACAUUCCAGUGAGUGUUACAGGUGGAGUUACAUGGACCUGGCAAAAUGAAGACCUAGAACACUGUAGUGCAGUGAAUUUAAGACUUUCCAUGGCCUAAAACUUUAGACUUUUUACUUUCUAAGACCCAGCGGAAUCUCCACCAACCAUCCCCGACAAGAUGCUGUGGUUACAAAAAAGACGUUUUAAACAAAGACAUUAUACUGUGCACCUUUAUACAAAAAGAGCUCCACCUAUAGUAAUUCUUUUACAGAAAUGCUGCCUUUCAGCCUCUUAUGGCCGGAAUUAAUUUUAUGUUUGCUUAUAAAAACUUUGAAAGAUGAUCCUGCCACCUCUUCUUAUGUCCUAAUAGGAAAGAAAAUGACUUGGAUCAGACUUAGAAGAUGGAUUACAAGAAAUUAAAUCUGUUUGCCUCUAAGGGCUUCCGUACGCUGAUUGACUUGCCCAACAUUCCUUAGGCUGGACUUUAUGAUCCAAAAUUCGAGCUCCAGAUUCCUUAAGCUAUCCUGUAGUUUGACAUUUCUUUAGUGCCAUUCAUGUGUCAGGUGGUUAAUACCGAGACCAAUCGUCGCACACGGAGGUCUCUCCAAACCGCCAGCCUCCUUAAUGCAGGAAAACUGAAACACUUGAAACUGUAGACGAACAGCAGCUUCUUCCCAUUUCCAGCAGUUCUGAGGAGCGUCGAGCCUUAAUGAAGAAGUGCUUCUCAUUAUGCAAGAGGGAGCAGACGUCCCCCUUUACGUAGUGGCCUCUGUACUGGACCCAGUGCCAAUGUAAGCAUCUGCCCCUAGCAGUCUGUAUUUAUUGAAUCAUAAUACAAACUGUCAUCACUUGAGUUACCUGUCAGGUGUGUCUGGUAACAUCAUGAGAUCUUCGGUUCUGUUGGGAAAGGGUUUGACAAUCGUCUGGUAUUAUGUGUAAACCGUGAGCAAGAGAUCAUGCUCAGACAGUUUUGGCCACUCUGGGGAUCUGUAACUUGUAUCUCAACUAAGAGUUUAAAGGUCCCAAAUUGUAAAAAAAAA
Molecule: messenger RNA, 6664 nt
Organism: Etheostoma spectabile (orangethroat darter)
Lineage: Eukaryota; Metazoa; Chordata; Actinopteri; Perciformes; Percidae
Product: microtubule-associated protein RP/EB family member 1
Exons: 7
Coding region: 267-1043 (258 amino acids)
Molecular function (GO): microtubule binding
Source: RefSeq, a predicted model, not a curated record